AUGGCUGGCGGCUUAAACGGGCGUUUACAAUCCGAGUUGCGGGAGCUACACUCCGCCAUUGGGAUGAUAGAUCUCAUUGCUCGUGCGUACUUCGUGAACCACGCGGAGGCGCGUGUUCGUUGGGGUCCUUACUGUGCGUAUGGGGACCCUGACUUUGACCGUAUGAUCCUGGAAGCGAACGUCGGCUUUUAUUCGGAUCUGACCAUUCUCAUGGAACCUACGGAAGCCGAGGAGAGUGAGGAAGAAAACGAGUUUGAUCUCGUCGGUGCGUUGACCGACGACGACAUGUUUCGUUUCAUAAUGGAUCAGGAAUAAGAAGUAAUAUACGUAU
Messenger RNA from Phytophthora nicotianae INRA-310, 331 nucleotides. RefSeq lists its product as hypothetical. The transcript has a single exon. NCBI's taxonomy places the organism in Eukaryota, Oomycota, Peronosporomycetes, Peronosporales, Peronosporaceae. Bases 1 to 315 code for a protein of 104 amino acids. The record is from RefSeq and is a predicted model, not a curated record.